Messenger RNA from Acanthoscelides obtectus, 5359 nucleotides. The record is from the annotation of a GenBank genome assembly. Lineage: Eukaryota; Metazoa; Arthropoda; Insecta; Coleoptera; Chrysomelidae.
UGUCAACUUCAACGUCAGAAAAGGUUAUUGGUGUGUUAUUGGUUUUAAAACUGAUUGUAAACAAAUUACAGAUGCUGGGUAUGGAUAGCUGCAAACAAAUAAAUAGAAGUGGAAAAUGAAUCAGUACCAAAGCAACCGACGUUGAUACGGGUUGUCCAUACUUGUAACGGUUGAAUCUAAAUGAAAACAACUAAAAAUGAGCGCUUCAUAUACUGAAUUGACAUUUGUUGGAUGUAUUUUAUUCCUGCCUUUUUUAUACGAGUCUAGUCAGAGAUUCCGGUAUUACUUGAAAUUUUUUCUUUACUAUAGUAUCACUAUCCUUCACAGUAUUCUCCUCAUACCAGUAUUUUGCUUCAGGCCAAAAAAUGUUCAAAAUCUUUUAAUUGCCUCAUAUUUUUGCAAAAGAAUAUCAAAAAUAAUUGGUCUCAAUUGGAUUCUACAAGGAAAGGAGCAACUAGAAAAAGAUCAAGCAUGUAUAAUAGUGUCAAACCAUCAAAGUUCCAUUGAUAUAUUAGGUAUGUUCGACAUUUGGCGAAUAAUGGGCAAGUGUACUGUGAUAUCAAAGCGAGAAGUAUUGUUUUACUCGGGUCCGUUUGGACUUGCCGCCUGGCUGUGUGGACUGAUCUUUAUCCCGAGGAUGCAAUCGGACAAAGCGAAAUCUAUUAUGAAUAAUGCCGUGGAGAAUAUUAAGCGAGACAAGAUAAAGCUGUGGGUAUUUCCCGAAGGAACGAGAAGAAAUGAAGGCAAGAUCCACCCAUUCAAAAAAGGAGCAUUCCAUAUGGCUAUAUCGAAUCAGUUGCCUAUUUUGCCUCUAGUUUAUAGCAGAUAUUAUUUUUUGGACAAGGAAGUGAAAAGAUUUGAUCAUGGUCAAGUGAUUAUACACGUUUUGCCUCAAGUAGAAACGAAAGGUUUGACUAUAAACGAUAUAGAUACUUUAAUGGAGAAAGUGAAUCGAGAUAUGUCUGAAAAGUUCGCUGAAAUCAGUAAGGAAGUAACUUCGUGCAAUGUUUAAUCACUGAUCCAGGAGGUUAUAUGAAUGUACUCAUAAUUUUUUUGACGUACCAAAGAUACCAUUGAUGAUAUAUACACGUAUAAUGCCAUUAGAGUAUUUAAACAUGUUUAUACAUAACGUACAUUCUAAUUAAGUAAGGUAUUAGAAGACAUUUAGCGAUGUUUUUUGGUGCACGCCAUCACUAUAGUUUAAUAAUAAGUGAGAGAGAAGUUUGAAUCAGAGACAAGUUGUUUCACACUGUGGUUAUUUAAUUAUUUUGAGUAGCAUAUAAGUGAAGGACAAUGCAAUACUAAGACAAAGUAUUGUUCUGUUGUGAUUGAUUCAAAUUGCUAUACACGACAGCUGUGAAGCUCUAAUAAAACAUCACUGAGAUCUCAAAAAACAGCAAACAUCAAACUAUGCAUUUGCCCUUAAAACAGAAAAAUAUUUUCAGCAGACUGAUCGCGUACCUAUCGGUCGCAUUUGCCGUGUGCCACGGUAUUGUAAAUAUUACAUCUUUGGUAGCAGAGCUGAGGGAGUACUAAGAGCAGGUAACACACUGCAAUAUGCACAUACCAGGUGGGUGCGAUAUUAUCUAUAUAUGCAGUGUGUCUCACAUUCGAUUCUCUAUACAGGGAUCUCGACUCCUGUUAUACCUACCGCAAAGGUUAAAUGGGUAAAGUUUUAGAUGAAACUUAGUGCAUUCGAUUGCCUGCUCCAGAUUUACGAUCGGUCAAUUGGUUUUGGAAAUAUCGGUGAAAAACCGAAAAUGUUUUUUGCCAAUAAAUCCGAAGCGGUUAAUUUGACAGCUUUCAAAAUGUGACAUUAUUCGGACAUUUUUAAGGCAAAUAAGAUAGCGUGUGUGACAUGCCUCAAUAGUCUUUUGUUUUCCGGCAGCAUUUUUCUUAUGGCUGCCAUAUUGUUUUUUGAUUUUUGAAAAGCGCGUAAAAUUUCCAGCCUAUUGAUGUCUCACAAGUGCAUAAAAUAUAUAUUGGAGUAUUAUCGAAAUAUCAUCACACGUAAUGUUAUGUAUUAUUUUUUUUCUAAGGAGGCGAUGAUUUAUUUGUCAGAAAAUAAAAUUAAUAAGUAACGCAUUUUUUAUCUAAGGUGGAUCUGACUUUGACGUUAAAUAAUUCAAAGUAUUAAAAUUGUGUUUUAAUAAGUAGUAGGUACGUUUUCUCUCAUUAAAAUCAUAAAUCUGACAAAUAAAUUGUCAAAACCUGUUGAAAAUGACCGGUAUUUCCUACUCAAAUGAAGAAAAGCUUUACAUGUUAGCGCAGCACUUGCAGUCACACAGAAACGCCGACAUUACCUGAGCAAGGUACUUAGAGAUGUACCCCGAACGACGGCAGCUUCAUAAAACCUAAUUUAGAAAAUAGUAGUUAAUUUAAUAAACGAUUGGGCCUUCGAACAACCUAGAAGCGGAUACAGUACCGUAAAGUUGGGUUACUUUGCUCCAAUUUUAAGAUGAAUUUAACAAAUCUGUUUAGAAAAAAUGAAAAAGGAUAUAAAAAAACCCCAGAAUACCAGACGAUUGCAAAUAUAUGUCUGUUAAUUAGGUUAAUGUGGAUUUUUUUAUAAAAAAAUAAUUGUAUGUAUUUUUUUUAAUUGUUUAAAAGUGGCGCAAACCAUACCAAUGAGUGGGGUAACUUUGCUCCACCAAUUUCAACUAAGUGUAACUAAUGCUAUACAAAUAUAUGGUGCAAAGUACCUACAUUAGUAAAAAUGUAUGGCUUCAAUUUGUAUCCAAAUUUUUUUUAAACAGUUUUUAUUAUUGAAAAACUUAAUAAAUACAAAUGAACAGUGCUUAUUUCUAAAAAAUCGCAAUUAAACGAAACAAACAAAAAAAGGAAAAAUUGUAGUUUAAGUGUAACUUCAAAUAUUAAGACUAAAACCACGAGGAUUUUAACUCUGGAACAUCUUAAGGUCCCCUCUUAGAAAUCUGAACAGGAGGUUUUAUGGAUCCUAAUACGUCGUGCCAGGGGUAGGUCAUUUCUUCUGGUUUUUGUGGCCACUUCCAGGAUUUGAAAGAUUUUUCCAUAGCUUUAAUUGUUACGUAUAUAUCUGUAAAGCUUACAAUUUGACCUGGGUAGUUUUCUCCUUCAUAUGAAAAAACCACAAAUUGCCCAAUUUCCCUCAAAACCUCUGAAAAUGUUAAUUUCUUUUUCGCUGAUGGUUUGCCAUCGAUGUAGUCCGUGAAAGCUUUUUCUUCUUCCUCUUCUCUUACGAUUUCAUCAAAAUCAUCAGAUGAAUUAUCAGUAAACAUUACUGGACCAAUGUUCUCUUUUGGUUUGGAAGUCAUGGGUUCAUCUGGCACAUUUGUAUCUGUACCAUCGACGUCAGCGCAGACACUUUUGCCGCAGGGACAUUUAACUUCUUUUUACGUGCCUUGACAACAACUGUUGAUUCAGAUCUUCUGUCGUGCAAAUUUUGGAGAAAGGCGGAGUGAACUUCAUUUGGAUUACAAGUAUUUCUAGGAAUGCGGCCUAAAAGUUCAUCUACAUUUAUUGGAUGAAUGCCACACUCACGAAAACCAGAUUUUAAGUUAUCUGCAAUAUUAGGUUCAAGAACUUGUAGCAUUUUACUUAAUAAUGGUAGAAACUGCUGCUUUUGAACAGUAACGCUUCGGAUACCUUCAGGGGAAUCUUUCCAUUCGGAGAGAACUUUCCUCCAUGCACUUUUAAGCGGUCUGAACAUGGCUACAUCAAUAGGCUGGGUCAAAUGGGUACUGUUAGCAGGUAAGCAUAUAAGGGUGAUUUGGUUUUUCCGACAAAGCUGUCGUGGGUCCACAGUAAUAUGGGACGAAAUAUUGUCAUAUAUCAAGAUGUUUAUACCUUCUAAUUAUUUGAGCCGAGGCACCAUUUGAUUUCUGAGCCAGUCGUUAAAAAUUGCAGCAUCAAACCACCCACUAGCGCUUCCGUUAUACCUGCAACCUUUCGGGCCGUUUUCUGCCCACGUAGUCCACAUAUGUUGAGCUCGAUAAACCACAUAGAGCGUGAGAAGCUCUCCAACAGCAUUUCCAGAAAACAACCGAAACAGAAAAUUUCGAGGCAUUUCUGAUAGUCUCUGGGUAUUUUCAACCUUUUUUAACCAAAACUGUCUUUUUCCCUGGAUCGUCCACUAAAUUAGUCUCGUCAAAGUUCCCUAUGUUUUCUGGUGGAACGUCUCUUGUUUCUUCGUGUAAAUUUUCGAUAAAGCUUCUCAGAACCCGUUCAUCUACUGCAGCUCUGGUUCUUUUUACAUUUUCUGCAAAUCUUUCUGAAAGCCGUGGAUGAAGCUUUAAAAAUGAUUUAACCCAUUCUCGCCCAGGGAAAUUAUUCUGAAAAUAUUUAACUUGUCUUCCAGCCUGAUCCAGAUAGUUUUUCAUAAUGAUUUGAAGUUCUCUAACAUUUAUGGGAAAACCGAACUCUCCCAUGAAGAUUAUACAAUUCUCAAACUGAUUUUCUUCAUGUGCGUUAAACACUGGUUGUUUUCCAAAUGGUUUCAAGUGUUUUCCUUUCAAUUUAUUGUAAAUUGUUCUUUUUGGAAUGUUCUAUUUAGCCUCUGCGUGUCUAUGUGAAAGUUUUCCAGCCCUCACUUCAGCCAAACAUGCCUCAAGUGCUUCAUUGCUAUAGUCGCUGUAUCUUCUUGAGCCCAGUUUUCUUUUGUAUUUUCUGGCCAUCUCUAUAACAAAAAAAUUAAAAAACAUCAUACUUCGCUCAACUUAUAAGAAAAGUAUGUGACAAUAGUUAAAAAAAAUACGAGGGAUACUUUGCGCCACAAAUCACGUGGAGCAAAGUAUCCCCAACUUUGCAAUAUUUUGGCACAUUUUGAAUAAUUAUUUUUUAAAAGACUAAGUGCCUUGUUUUGAAAUAAAAUAUUGUUGUUAUUCUCUUAAAAAUGCAUUAAAGAUGUAAUAAAACAAUAUUUUCCUGAUUUACGUCAAAAGAUGCACAAGAUAUCAACAGAUUUUUGCAGAGCACUGGUUACACUGAUUUUACCGGGAUAACUGACUUCUGCACCAGAACGUGAUAGAAAUACUUAAAACGCCUUAAUUUAACAGUUGAAUUAUAUGCAACCUUCAUUACAGCCACGAAACUGCGUGGGUUGCUUUACUGGUUUUCUAUAGAUUAUCAUUACAAACUUUUUUCCAAGUGGAGCAAAGUAACCCCACUUUACGGUAUUGAAAAUAAAAACCGCAACAGAAACAUUUUAUAAGCUGUCGACGAAGUUCCUAUUCCACCAGUAAGAUCUAUAGAACGAGAAAUUGGUGUGUCAACAUCAACAGUACAGAAAUCAAAUUCAAGCGGAUAACCAAAUGGAAAUGGAAUCAGCUGUUAUAUGUCAUAGUUAUCACCGCAAAAUUGUGGUAUUUACCCAACUCAAGAG